AUGUGGCUCUACCUGGUGGGCCUUAUAGGCCUAUACUACCUUUUGCGCUGGUACCGAGAGAGGCAGGUGGUGAGCAAUCUGCGAGACAAGUAUGUCUUCAUCACGGGAUGUGACUCUGGCUUCGGGAACCUGCUAGCCAAACAGCUGGACCUGAAAGGUUUGAGGGUGCUGGCUGCAUGUCUCACGGAGCAGGGGGCCAAGAAGCUGAGGGACCAGACGUCAGACAGGCUGGAGACAGUGAUCCUGGAUGUCACCCAGACAGAGAGCAUCGCUGCAGCCACCCAAUGGGUGAAGGACCGUGUGGGCAACAGAGGUCUCUGGGGCCUGGUGAAUAAUGCUGGCAUUUCUAUACCCACAACACCUAAUUCAUGGCUGUUGAAACAGGACUUCAUGAAAAUAUUGGAUGUGAACCUCCUGGGAUUGAUUGAAGUAACCCUGAGCCUGCUACCCCUACUGUGGAAGGCAAGGGGCCGAGUGGUCAACAUUGCCAGUAUAAUGGGCAGAUUGUCUUUCAUAGGUGGAGGCUACUGUAUCUCCAAGUAUGGGGUAGAGGCCUUCUCAGACUCCCUAAGGAGAGAGCUCUCCUAUUUUGGAGUGAAGGUGGCUAUGAUUGAACCGGGUUUCUUCAAGACCGAUGUAAUCUCCAGUGCAAAGCAUUGUCAAGUUCUGCAGGAGGUGUGGGACCGGGCUAACCCAGAUAUAAAAGAGAUGUAUGGCGAGGAGUUCCUGGCAUCCUAUAAACACAUUAUUAAAACAUCAGAGAAAAAAUGCAACCCUGACCUGUCUUUGGUGACAAACUGCAUAGAACACGCACUGACUUCCUGCCACCCUCGAACCCGCUACUCAGCUGGCUGGGAUGCAAAGCUCUUCUUCAUUCCCUUGAGCUACAUGCCUACUACCUUGACUGAUUUCAUCCUCUCCUUGAGAGACGUGAAGCCUACCAAGGCCUUGUGA
This is a messenger RNA of Elephantulus edwardii (Cape elephant shrew), 954 nucleotides long. RefSeq names its product retinol dehydrogenase 16-like. The record is from RefSeq and is a predicted model, not a curated record. Gene Ontology annotation, molecular function: oxidoreductase activity. The transcript is spliced from 4 exons. The coding region runs from base 1 to 954 and encodes 317 amino acids. NCBI's taxonomy places the organism in Eukaryota, Metazoa, Chordata, Mammalia, Macroscelidea, Macroscelididae.